AUGGAGACAAUGAAAACUUUACAGUCGCUGCACUACAGCACCAUCUUCGGUACGCAGGUACGCAGUUACGCAGGUACGCAGGUAUGCAAAUAUGCAGGUAUGCAGGUACGCAGGUACGCAGGUACACAGGUACGCAGGUACACAGGUACACAGGUUUGCAGGUAUGCAGGUACACAGGUACGCAAGUAUGCAGGUACGCAGGUACACAGGUACGAAGGUAUGCAGGUACACAGGGACGCAGGUACACAGAAAGAGAUCAUCAAUGAUGCGAAGCGACUGUACAAUGUGCUCGCAUUGUAUCCAUUGCUGCCAAUGUACUGGGCGCUGUAUGAGCAGCAGGGCUCACGGUGGACUCUACAGGCUCAGGAGAUGGAUAGGAACGUGGGAUCUAUCAAACUGAAACCCGACCAGCUCCAGAGUCUGAACGUUUUAUUUGUGCUGUUGCUAUUGCCGCUGUUUGAAGGGUUCAUCUAUCCUCAAUUUGAGAAGCGAAAACUUCUGAUUCAGCCAGUCACAAGGAUGUCUAUUGGGAUGAUAGGAGCUGCUGUGGCAUUCUGUAUCACUGGGAUUGUUCAGGUACAGAUUCAGAAAUGGCAGGUUUCACCUCCACCAAAUGGCAUGACUGAACUAAAAAUAUUUAAUGGAGCACCUUGUCAAUUCAGCAUUGACUUCUUCAAGAAUCACAUUACAAUGGACCCACAAACAUUUUCUGACAGUUACCUUGUGCCCAUCGAUACCCUCAUGUUCCACAUUGUUCCAGUAAACUGUACGGUUCCCCAGCGGCCUUUAGACAUAAAUGUCACUAUGGACUCAGAGACCAGCAGUACAUUGUUCAUGGUACGAGAUUCUAAGACCAGUGAACUCAUCCUCAAACAGAUUCCUGACAACAGUGUGAAGGUUUUGGAUAAUUCAGCUCUGGUACGGAUUUUUCCUGUGCUGGAAAUACCAGAUACCAGCAGCAACAAAUCUCUGAGGUUGACGUGUGAACCAGACACUGUUAAAGACCUGAAAGUGAGGCCUUUUGACCCAUCACUCUACACACCUGUACGACCCGGCAGGUGUUCUUUACAGCUCUCAGGAGUUGGGCCGAGUUUUCUCCAUGUUGAAGGAGAGGUUGAACUGAAGGAUGGGGGUGUUUAUACUAUUGCUGUCUAUCAGGCUAAUCACACUGACAAUGUCACCGUGCAGCUGAACAUUGAUAACUGGCCAAAAACAGUCUCCGUGCUUUGGCAAAUUCCUCAGUAUUUUGUAAUCUCAAUGUCUGAGAUACUUUUUGCAGUGACUGGACUACAUCUGGCUUACACUCAGGCUCCUUCCUCAAUGAGAUCUGUUGUGAUGGCUGUUUGGCUUCUUACCAUUGGCGUAGGAAAUCUCAUAGUCGUGUUGAUUGCGGAGAUCGCGAUAAUAAAAGAUCAGGCAGUGGAAUUUUUUGUGUUCGCUUUACUCAUGGCACUGAUCUCAUUGAUCUUCAUCAUCACAGCAAGGUUUUAUAAAUACCACCCUAUCGAUACCAAAGGUGAUUACCAUCAUGAGGCUGACAAAGAAACUGAAUCUGACAGCCUCAGCUCAGAGGUAAAGGCACCUCCAUCAUAUACAGGUGAAGAGAACAAACCCCAAGCCAACAGGUAGCUGUUCAGGAGACAAGUGGACCGUCUUCCAGAGACCUGCCAAAACAAAAGGCCACUAUGUAGAACCAGCAAUUGUGUGUGUGUGCGUACACAUAUGUGAGUGUGUGAGAGAGUGACUGCGUGUGUAAGAGAGAGGGACUGUGUGUGUGUGUGAGAGAGAGAGGGAUUGUGUGUGUGAGAGAGGGACUGUGUGUGUGUCUGUGUUUGAAAGGUAGCUGCAUUGCGUGUGUGCCUGCUUGUACAGUACUUAUUUCUCAUUUCCAUUACCAUUCAUUUAAUUAAUUUCAAGCAUUUAUUGUAAAGAAAUGCUUGGCCUCAGCCAGCACACGUUUAAUAUUAACGUGGAGGUUAAGUUGUAAUGAUGUGGAAAGUAGGAGCUAAUUCUAUCUCAACACACCUUCAGCAGACCUUAACAAGACUCCAAACAAAUGUGUGAGCUAUUGUGGAGAUUGGCAUCCCUAUAUACCUCUGCAAUUUGCCUGCAUUGGAAUAAAGUAAAUGUGUGCAAUAAGGUUGAAGUUGCUGUAACAAAGCCACCUGAAACAUUUUGAUCGGGGGAUGGGGGUCACCGUCUCAGAGCUAGUUACUACUGGAGGCAAGGAGCAUCCCCACUCAAUUCCCAUUGUAAUAACCGCAGACCUCUGCAAGCUUCCACAUUGUUAUUCAAGUUUGUCCACCUACACGUUUCUAUAAAUAUGGCUUCCAAAACUCUCCACAAAAGGAUUUUUCCUUGCAUUCUGUCCAAGAUUUUUAUACUGUUAUUAUCAAGGUUAGUCAGUAACUCUAGUGUGAUUGUAAGAUGCGAGUACUGAGAUGACGGUAGGUUAAAUCAAUCAAGUUUGCUAUUUCAUCUGUAUUGAUUUCUGUGUGCUCUGACAUCAUCUGCUCCAUUCCAUCCAGUGAUGAUGACCAAGUGAGUGUCUUUGCAGUGAUACAUGUCAGAAUGCCAUGUGUGGGUUUCCUCCGGGUGCUCCGGUUUCCUCCCACAGUCCAAAGAUGUGCAGGUCAGGUGAAUUGGCCAC
Molecule: messenger RNA, 2650 nt
Organism: Chiloscyllium plagiosum (whitespotted bambooshark)
Lineage: Eukaryota; Metazoa; Chordata; Chondrichthyes; Orectolobiformes; Hemiscylliidae
Source: RefSeq, a predicted model, not a curated record